GUGACUUUACUUCCUUUAGAAAUAGUACAUGAACAGGUGUAUGGGUGUUCUUCGUGUCACUUGUGAUAUUAGACAAUUAAACAAUAUGCACGAUAUACAGUUUAUUAGUUAUGCUAAAUGGAAACGAACAGACAGUUUAUUUUCAAAAGAUUUGUUUUAGGGAGAUUUGUUUAGUGACUUAUUACUGUUGGUGCCUUAACACGGAUUUUUAUGCAAUAUUAGUGGAUUAUAGUGUUUAUCUUUUGCAAAUAGCAUGAUGUUAUGGUUAAUAAAGCUCGAUUGGUCAUUGUCGGCUCGGGUACUACUUAAAUGUACCCCGGGUACGGAUAUACUGAAACUUACCCGGGAAUUCUAACGCUAAAUUGGUCGUUAUAGGAUUUUUUUUAAAAAUAAUUAUGUUCAUGUGUAUGUCAAUAUUUUUUAAAAUGACCUCUAUAUUAUCGAAACAAACUCCUACUCAAAAAGCAUGUUGAGGCAGGUUUUGUUCAACGGGUAUUUUGUUUCGUAUUCCGUAGCGCGUGUUACGACAUCGGAUUUUGGGCGGGAAUAAAACUCGGGCACAGUCUAAAUUGACCAGGUACGUGUUAGUAUAUUUUCCGUAUCCGGGGUAAAUUUAAGUAUAUUUAAGAGUACCCGGUGUACUUUUAGUAUUACCUGAGCCGACAAUGAUUAAGCGUUAAUAAAGGGAAAGUAUGUUUUACAAUGCUUAUUAUUUUGAAAUAGAGUUAUAUCUAAACAAAAACAAUUGGUGACUGCGGAGAACAGUUCAAAUUAAAAUAACUUUAUUGAAAUAUGUGAAGUGCUAAUGAAAUGUGAGACAAUUGUUUUUAUAAUACUAGUUACAGAUGAAAAGCUUAUUUGCUUGUAUGUUCUUACAAAAGGUUAUUAAUUAAGCGUCAUAUAUACCGUAGUUUAGUUUGUUGGUCCUUACGGAAUCGUCAUGGUACUUGCAGUGAUAUUGUUAUGCAUUGUGAUUAACUUCUUCAGUAGCGGAAUAAACUCAUGCAACGUUUCACUGUCAGCUGACACAAACGUCGUGGAUCAUGGAUCAAAUGCCAGUCUGACUUGUCGUGUCUGCAACGUCGACUUAAAUCCCGUAUUGAUUUCUACAAAGAUAAUUUACUCAUUACAUACAGUGCAUUUGGAACAAACAGUAUUAUCAAUCAAACGCUACACCGCCUUGGCACAAGUUCUGAAAAAGACGUCACGACUCUGACGUUGGUGAUCUUGAACUUUCAUAACACUUCGCAAGGAAAUUACAUUUGCAGCGUUGUUAAUACUGCAACUAGCGCGACACAGUAUAUGACACUUGCAGUACUGGUGAAUUCAGUUACGAUAAACCCGCCAUUAAAUGUACUGAGAGUUUUGGAAGAUUUGACGAUAAACUACAUGACAUAUUUAUCAUCACUUGGACGUCCCGCGCCUAUAAUCACGUGGUGCACAGACAACAGAACCACCGAAGAUUACAACGAUGAUAGAAACCUUACCAUUUAUGCCAACUCCUCAACGACAAACGACGUUACCACCAGCGUACUCACGUUCACGCCUGUAAGGAAUUACAGCAAUAAUAGUAUAUACUGCAAUGUGAGUAAUGGGUACGGGGCGAUAUCAUCUAGCCAAAGGCUGCGUUUGGAUAUCCUGACACAACAAACGAAACCGGUCAUACACCUCCAAGGGCAAACCAUAAGCAAGGUUGCAAUCAUCAAAUUAAGGAAUAUGUCAUUAGAGUGCACAUCAACUGGCAAUCCAAUUCUAACAAUAGCUUGGAGGACGCCUUUGAAUGGAGUAUUUAGUGGCAAUGUGCUGGCGCUUCAAAACGUACAGAUUCAAGACAACGGUACAUAUCACUGCAGUGCACUCAGCGUCAGGUCACCUACAUACGGAAUACCAGAAGUAGAAACAAAAUCUUCGAGUGUAGAUGUCAACAUAAUGUUUGGCCAAGAAGCUCCUUCAUUUACUUUCCGUACGUGUGGUAUGGACGUGAAAACAAAUCAACUGAAAGUGAUUCAGGGACAUUCCGUCAACGGCACGUGUUUCGCUGUCAGAAAUCCAAGUCCUACAUACACAUGGUCACCGGGAACCUUUGGCCAUGGCUAUGCGUUCAUCAUAGACAUAACCCAAAGAAGUUACAGUGGCACUUACACAUGUACAGCUGCGAAUGUCAUGGAACCAACUUUAGGUGACAGUUAUGUAGGAAGAAAUCAUACUAUAUUCACAUUGGAUAUUCUAUUUCCAUCAAGUGUAAACGGUAUUGCUAAUACAACGGAAGCGUUUCUGUCAAUUGUUUGUAUACACCUGGAAUUCCAUCGGAGACAACGGUUAAGUGGAUACACGUCAAUAGCUUCAGAAUAAUCGGUACCGGACCAACACUCACGUUAACACGUAUACAGCUCUCUGACCGAGGGUUUUACAAAUGCAGAGUUUCCAACGUAAUGGACCCUACCGGAUGCAAUGUUCUAGAAAAUUCUGAAGAAGUUACAUUUUAUAUCGAUGUGCAAUGUCCAGCUACCAUAAGACAGUUUUCUGCACAUGACGAUUUUGCAAGCACAAGUAAUGUCAAUCAAAGCUAAAUGGUUGCACUAGUAUGUAAAGCUGCCAGCGAGCCUGUCGCAAUAGUGGCGAUCCUAAACAAGACUCGUGAAAGUGAACGUAUACUUAGGGAAACAAACAGUAAUAUAGUUACCGUGGAUAUAAUAAUGCCAGAUGUGAAUUUGAUAAGGGAUCGUACGAAUGUCGAGCAAGAAACUAACAUAAUGCAGUUCCUGUAAUACGGCGACUAGACGUAUUGAUUACUUAAUUCGCAAUAUUAUUAUAUUAGGUUCACCAAGAGCCUCGCCAUUUUCAUCGAUCAUAACAAAUGUUUCGAAAAGUGUCAACGACUCAGCUAUGCCCACUUUCACCGUUUUGGCGUAUCCGCCACCUUUCCUAUUUGAAUGGCGGAGACUGAUUGGUGGAGAAUGGGUUACACUGUACAAAAUGAGUAGUGUAAACAGUUUCGUAUCGGACGCAAAAACACAGACGAAUCUCUACAUUGCUCACCUAGAAUCUAGCGAUUCCGGACCGUAUAUGGCCAUUGUGCAUAACGAACUUGGUCGUCCAUGCGUGCCUGGCUUAGUCAAAGUGCAAGACGGUUCUAUAUGGCAAAUAUGGCAAAAAGGCCUGCUUAUGAACGAUUAUGAACUAGCCGGACUGUGUAAGAAUAUGAAGUAUAAAGGAUGAGCUGAAUAAUCAUUUCGUCAAAUAAUCAUCACGAACAUUUCAAUCAUUUGACGAUGACGAUAUGAUAUAUUCGCUAACGAAACUUGUACAUGCUUUUAUAAGUAGAUUUUGUACUUCUCAACAAGAAAGUAUAUGAUUAAUACAUAUUCUAGUUCGCGAAAUUUAAAUGUCAUUUAAUUUGUGUUGUUUUGUGCUAUAAAUGAUUUGCAUGAGCGUUCUUUAGAUCUCCCCCAAAGACACCAAGUUCUGGUUCUAGGCCCAGGAAACGGACUCGAAAGCGUUUAUGUAAGCCCCAGGCUUUCGAUGCAAUCGAGCUAAAAUAAAUAGGUUUAAACUAAAUGAUUUGCAUUAUAUUAGGUGUAUUUUAUCAAGGUAUGAUUACUUAUCUACUAUAUGUAAAAACGAAUAUAUUAUUAUAUGCACCGCACAAUUAAAUAAAUGUAAGUGUAUGCACAUGCAACCCAGUGUCCAGCAAGGCCGAUAUAUUAUUCGGACAAAUGUUUUGAUCUAGUCUCCGAAGAAUUUAAUGUUGACAAGACGUCUGUUAUUGGUAAGUUAUUUGUAAAUAUCUCUAUAUUGUUCUGUUUAUCGACGUAAGCCAUGGGUUCAGCUUUUAUUGCAUUUUAUAAAAUAUUGCAUAAGUAUGCCUAGUUUCCUAGAACACUGUCAAGUAAUAAUGUUGAUGCAAACUUCAGUGGCAAGCACAAACAAAAUCCAUAGUUAACUAUAUAUAGUUAAACGUCAGUGGUUCAAAUUUGCUAACAUCAGAAAUUAAGAAAAAAAUACCAGCGUAGAAAAACUAUCCUGUUCACCUAAAAUAGCGGCUAGUUGUUAAGCGGUGCGAUAACCAACCAACGGUUAAAGGAACCAGUUACAUUGUUUCAUAGCAUAGCAAGUACAUAACCAGUUACAUUGUUUCAUAGCAUAAGUACAUAAUGAUAAAUUGUAGAAUAUGUUCAAUC
Messenger RNA from Dreissena polymorpha, 4181 nucleotides. RefSeq names its product peroxidasin-like. The record is from RefSeq and is a predicted model, not a curated record. Gene Ontology annotation, biological process: cell-cell adhesion. The transcript has 9 exons. The coding region runs from base 1303 to 2352 and encodes 349 amino acids. Gene Ontology annotation, cellular component: cell-cell junction. NCBI's taxonomy places the organism in Eukaryota, Metazoa, Mollusca, Bivalvia, Myida, Dreissenidae. Gene Ontology annotation, molecular function: cell adhesion molecule binding.